UCUUUUCUCUGUCACCCCCAUUUACUAUUGCAUUGUCCAUUAAGUAACCAUCCAAAAAAAUAUUCACACUUUUCUUUCUUUUUCCUCUUUUUCUUCACACCCACCACCCAAAAAUCUCACUGUAUCUUCUUCUCUCUUUAGCUCAUUUAACUAUACUGGCUCUCCCAACAAUGGAAGCUUUUAGCUUGCUCAAAUACUGGAGAGCAGGUGGUACUAUAGUUGGUCUUCCACCUUCCACCACUGAUUCCACCACCACCACCGUCAACACCACCACCAUCCUCACAACCGCUGAUACCACCACCAGCAGCGACGACGACGACGAUAACAACGAAGAUGAAGGCCCUUUCUUUGACUUAGAGUUUACUGCACCAGAAGAAGAAGAAGACAAUGUUUCCGAAGAAACCAACCAUAACAACCAACAACAACAAGAAGAAAAUGAUGAAGAAAAUGAAGAAGAAGAAUCUGAAGAAGAUGGUGAGUUUAAGAUAACACUAUCACCUUCAAACAACGAACGAAGUGAUGCAAAUCUUUCACUAUCUCCUUCACAAGAUUUAUUCUUCAAAGGAAAAUUAGUUCAGUUUAAACCUUCCUUUAUUUUCAACAACAACACUUCCGAACCUAACUCCAAACCUCAAUUCACUGCUUCAUUGCUAAAAUCAGCAACAAAAUUUCGUGUCUUCAUGUCUGGUCUCAAGAAACCAAAACCAGAUUCUGUUACAGAAAAGAAACAACAAAAACCAGACAGAAACAGAAUCAAAUUCAAAGUUGAAGAAGUUCCUAUAGUUUCACUUUUCACAAGAGACAACAGUUCCAAAGGAAACAACAACAUCAACAACAAGAAACAGAACACAACAGAACAUCAUGAACCAUUGUCACCUUUGGAAGAGAAACGUUUCUCUAAAGAUGUAGUUAUGCAUAAGUAUUUGAAAAUGGUGAAACCUCUUUACAUUAGAGUUUCUCGUAGGUAUAGUCAUGGUGAAAAAUCAAGUGAAAAGGUUGAAGCUGAAAUAGCAACGGAAGGUGAAACCGUUGCUGAAAGUGAAGAAAAUAGUGCUAAGAGUCAGAGUCAGAAACAGGGGAAUAUUCCGGCAGGGCUAAGAGUUGUUUACAAACAUUUAGGAAAAAGCCGUUCGGCGUCGUCGGCAGUGGCGGCUUCUCCUCCGGCGUUAGUUUCGUCGAAACGGCGUGAUGAUUCACUUUUGCAGCAGCAAGAUGGGAUUCAAGGAGCCAUUUUACAUUGUAAGAGAUCCUUCAAUGCUUCUAGAGAGUGUGAUGAGUCUUCUUCUCAACUACCACGUUCUGUGAGCGAUCCAUUGCGGGAGAUGUCACCAGAAUUGUCAAGGAAAUCCAGUGACAAACGACUUUCAGGUUGAACAAGGAUGGGAAAUUUCAAAGUUGAGUUCCUUUGUAUAAAUAUAAAGGAAAAUGUACCUACCUAGCUAGGAUUUUAUUAUAUUAAUUAAUUUGUAGUAGUAAUAUUUAGACUUAGAUUUUGCACUUUGCAAAGUGGAGAAAAAUAGUCAAAGUUGAACUUUAAAGUAAUGGGCAUGUAAGCAUAGUUGUCUGAGAUGAAUGAAGGAAAAGCUCUUUCUUUUGUUCAAUGUCUCUUUUGUUUUUUUUUGUUUACCUUGGUAGUGUAAAUUGUAAAGCUCUUCUUUCCGAUAAAGUGAAGUAAGAAUCAGAUCUUUUCUGCA
Molecule: messenger RNA, 1694 nt
Organism: Trifolium pratense (red clover)
Lineage: Eukaryota; Viridiplantae; Streptophyta; Magnoliopsida; Fabales; Fabaceae
Product: probable membrane-associated kinase regulator 2
Exons: 2
Coding region: 171-1373 (400 amino acids)
Cellular component (GO): plasma membrane
Source: RefSeq, a predicted model, not a curated record